Cladocopium goreaui is the source of this 1556-nucleotide messenger RNA. The record is from the annotation of a GenBank genome assembly. Lineage: Eukaryota; Dinophyceae; Suessiales; Symbiodiniaceae.
UUGCUCCAGCUCCCAUUCCAGCUCCACGUUCAACGCCAUGGCAAGAUACGCGAUCUUCUUAGAGGAAGCGAAGUACUUUCUGAAAGACAAUCGGAAAGACCUCAUUUGGCUCGUCCGUGCAGCCCAUUAUUUUCCAGCCUCCGAGCUGAAUGGACAGGAAAGGCUUCCGGGCGACGAAGAUGACGAAGACGCCUUGCAACGAUUGGUGAGACACCUUCACACCUUGAAGAAGAAGGAGAACUUCCACAACUUUCAGCCACGGCCAUGGAGUAAGCCUUCUUCUUUCCCCCUGGUGUAUGUGGUCACUGGUGCCGACUGCACCGAAGUUCAUCUGAACAAGUUGGAAAAGAUGAAGUUCAGUCGCGGAGGCGUCAUCUCGGUGACUCGCAUUCCAGACCAGCCGUGGUGCAGGGAGUCCUCCCAAGAUGUGCAUCCACGGGAUCAAUGGGCCUGGGGCACUCUGAUGCCCUUGUAUUUCAAAGUCAUUGGCCAGCGCGAGCAGAAGUGGUUAGUGAACUUCUUUGGAACGCAAUGGCAAGGAAAUGAGUUGAUCAUCAACGAGCAGGUGAAUCAGGAAUUCUUUAGAAGACAGUUGAACGCAGACAGUGACAAGCUCUUUGCCCGUUAUGUUGGCUUAGCACUGGUGCAUCCCCAUCCCAGCCCUGACAGAGUGCUGCUCCUGACGCUCUUCCAACACGACCCGAAAAACGGCGACGCUUGGGCCGUGCCCGGCGGAUCCGUUGAUCGCGCCAAGGAUCAGGACUGGAUUCAAGCUGCCAUGAGAGAGUUCGAAGAGGAGGUCAACCCCAGUGGCGAUGCGCAGUGGUCGGCGGCUGCGGCAUUUGAGCCCGGAAACUUUCAGCUCAUCUCGUUGCAGAAUCUCUUGCCCGAAAGCGACAUACAGAAUAUGAAUAGGCCGUGCCUGAACUUCGUGGUGGCUCGUGCCAAGCAAGCCUUCUACCAGUUGACCCAAACAGCUGCGCCACACCCAGAUGGGGGGCAAGCACUCAAGCUUCCGACGGAUUUCGUCCAUUGGCACCGAACGGCAGCGAGAAAUGUGGCGCUACUGGCAGGACACAAAGCUGCCUUUGUUGGAGCAUGAGCGUUUCUUGUGGCUGGAGUUGGACCUGACGAAUGGCAUCCCUGUGGUCCCAGCAAAUUCGCAGGUCCAUGGCUACGUCAACUUCGUCGCCAAGGCGCUGCAGAGAUCUUCCGCCCGACCUGCCCUGGAAGAGCUGCUGGAGCAGCGACCCUACGCAGCGGUUUUGGAAGCGGCCCCAGCACCAUGGAAUGCGGAAGAUCAAAGAAAUGCAGAGGUUUCUCCAGCCUGAGGGUUGGAACGAUGUGUGACGGAUGAGUGCAUGAGCUGGGCCCUGAGUAGUAUGUGGUGGUUUCAUUGGCCCUGGUGUUGAAAUCCGCCCUGUUAGUGUGGAAAAUCAUCCGGCAAGUCUCUGAGCGAGACACUUUCCCGGAAAAGAAAUGCUUGCAGCAUUGCAGCGCUGUACAGUUGUGCCAUGGAGGGCCAAGGGUUUCCCACUCUGGAACCUAACUCUUAC